Molecule: messenger RNA, 6493 nt
Organism: Bemisia tabaci
Lineage: Eukaryota; Metazoa; Arthropoda; Insecta; Hemiptera; Aleyrodidae
Gene: MYPT-75D
Product: Myosin phosphatase targeting subunit 75D
Cellular component (GO): cytoplasm
Molecular function (GO): protein binding; enzyme inhibitor activity; myosin phosphatase regulator activity
Source: RefSeq, a predicted model, not a curated record
ACUACUCAAAGACACGGUAUCUCCUUCCUGCCCGCCCGGAUUGUUUUUCUCACCAUCACAAUGGGAAAAGUUCAGCCCAAGUUUUAAUGAAAGUUUGAUUUCGUGUUCAGAAUUUUCUCUUUUUAUGCGAAAUUGUACAUAACUUAGUCACUUAUUGUAGCUCGAAGAUGUGUGUUAUCUUGUGAUACUCAACAGGAAGAGGUUUUAUCAGUGUUAAAAACGAGUGAUGGAUGGAAACCACCUACAACCUACAUGGCCUUUCAUUUCAAAUUUCAUUUAAAUAUCAGCCGGAAUCUCAACGUGAUCCAUUUCGUUUUUGUUUCUGCAAGGUAAAGCACCGAUUUUUCAAAUCUGCUAUGUUGAACGUUAAGUUGUCACGGACAUGAUUUAGGUCAAUUCUUCAGCUGACUUUGGAUAACCGCACGAACCCACCUGUUACUUCGCAGAUAUUAUGAGAUGAUAUGCUGAUGAGAUGGAGCAUGCAGAGUUGGUGAAUGAAAUGGCUCAUGUUGAGCACAUGAGCACGCAAGACAGGCUUCAUCUUGCCAGACGGAGACGUAUUCAACAAUUGAAAAUCUGGGCACAAAGGGAAAAAGAAUGGCACAAAACCGAGCGGAACUCUCACAAAAAAUAUGAUAAAGGUCAUCAAAUUAAGUCCGGUAAACGAGGAAUCACAUUUAGUGAUAAUGUCAUGUUGCUAGAAGCAGCCUCCAGGAAUGAUGUUGCGGAAGUGAGAAGGCUGUUGAUCAAAGGCGUAAGUCCUGACUCAACAAAUGAGGAUGGUCUAACUGCUUUGCAUCAGUGUUGUAUUGAUGACAAUGAAGAAAUGAUGAAGGUCCUUUUAGAGUUUGGCGCCAACGUCAAUGCAGAGGAUAGUGAAAAGUGGACUCCUCUGCAUGCCGCAGCCACAUGUGGUCACCUUCACCUGGUCAGAUACCUUAUCAAUAGUGGUGCAAACUUAUUAGCUGUGAAUGCAGAUGGUAACAUGCCUUACGAUAUUUGUGAAGAUGAGAGCGCUCUGGAUUACAUAGAGGGAGAAAUGGCAAGAAGAGGUGUAACGCAAGAGCUCAUUGAUGAAACAAGAGCUUCUACAGAAACGCAGAUGCUGCAUGAUUUAGAGAUUCUUGCCAAGCAAGGGAAAGAUUUGGAAUGGUAUGAUGAACAGGGUGCCACCCCAUUGCACAUAGCGGCUGCUAAUGGUUACAUCAGAGUUGUCGAAUUCCUAUUGGAUCAGCAUGUAUCGACAGAUGUUCGCGACAAUGAUGACUGGCAACCAGUGCAUGCCGCAGCAUGUUGGGGUCAUCUGGAGGUUUUAGAACUCUUAGUACAAAAUGGAGCAGAUCUGAAUGCCAAAACCAAACAUGAUGAGACACCGGCAGAUAUUUGUGAAGAUUCAGAACUACGAGAGAGAAUCCUCCAACUUAGAACUGAGCAAGAAACCAAACGGAUUCAAGAAGCGCAAAAGAGGAGGGUGAAGAGAACCCAGUCAAAUAACACGCGAACACAGUCCGUAAGGAGAACAUCCAUUCGAGAAAAGACCCUUACUUCCAAAAAAGAUGCUGUCGAAGAGGCCAGAUUAAGGUUACAGGCUCAUGAUGUUUUCAUCGGUCCUGUUGAUAUGCCAGAGCUAGUCAAUAACAAAGUUGGAGAAUCGGUGACUGAUUCGUCAAAAGACUUAUCUUUGCGAAAUGAGCGAGAUGUCCUUGGUAGAACUAGAUUAAGUCUAGCCCCUGAUAAGUCUUUCCAAAUCAUGCCAAGUUUCAGUGAUACCAGACAAGCCCCUCCUUCGUCAGAUGCACUAGUGAGGAGAGAACCGGAUGGGAAAGAUUGUGAAAAGCAAAUAGUCGAGAACAUCAAUGAAUCAAAAACAAAUGAACUACCAACUGAGGCCAUGUAUUCGACCGAAAGUAACGGAAAAAUUAACAUCCAUGUGUCAGUAACUAUAAACGCUGGAACUUUAGCUGAACUGAAGAAGCAACGAGCUCAGAAUCGUACCAUUAGUCCAGAUAUGUGCGGAACACCAUCCCUCUCCGCAUCAAGGAAGUCCUCUCUAGCUGGUUCAGAAGUUGGAAACGGAACAGCUGCUGUGAAAAGAUUUGCUGGAAAUACUGGUGAUAAUGUCAUCGGCGACCCGAAGACAAGAUGGUGUUGCAUUCUGUGCUAACUCAAGUGCUUUAUUGUAUUUUGGUGCUGCGAAAAUUACAUUCCAUGCGAGCUGUGAACCUACAUUCGUCCAUUUUAACCCUGUCAAUUAUUAGUAUUAUCCUUUUCUAUUCUUGAACUUUUCAUGAGUGAUGAGCCGCCUCAUCUCAUCACAUUUGAAACUGUCUUUUGUCUGUUGAAUCUCUUAUUAUCAGCUCUUCAUCAUUUACUUGUUUUCUACUAUAACUUUUAGUUUCGAAGUUAUCAUUUUGCUGAUUCAAUUGAAAUCAUAAAACAAGGGGUUGUUGACUGCCCAUCUUUCGAGAAGGAGACUGGCCAGUUUUACAAAGUGAAAGUUGUGUUUUUUCGUAUUUUAUCGGUAUAUCACAUUCCACAAUUGAAGAACUCUGAAAUUGGUUCCUAUUGUGUUAAACGUUCUUUAAUGGUUCUUCUUGUGUAUCACGCAUGUUGUACUGAGGGGAAACGUGGCAUGAACAUUCUUAUGAUACCAAUUGGCUUGAAUAAAAUGUUCAUCACUGAGGAAAGUUAUGUUCACUUCUCCUUAAAAUUUCUAUAUACUUACGAUCAAAUUACAAAUAAUUAGAGGGAAAAAAAGAUUCACAUUUUUCUGCAGAAAUUAUUGGUUUUUGAGAGGAAAUGUGGAACAUCAGAACGCUCAUACCGCGCUUUUCCUCAGCAUGGCAGAGAAAAUGUCCAUCUUCCCCAUAAAGAUGCGGGAAUGUGGGUAAAAAAUGCAAUGACAGGGGAACCCUUGAAAGUUGGUGGGUUUCUCCUGUAAGUUUUGAUUAUUAUUUCUAAUUUUGGGACUUUAAUACAAAUUUCAACCUUUAUUUUUUAAUUUUCAUGGAAGGAAACUCAAAGUUUUUAAAAUAUCGAACGAAAAUUCUUUCAGCCCCUCUCUCUUUAUCUCUCAAUAGGUAAGCUUGGAACUUAGUUUUCAAGCUUUCUGUAAUCUGAAUUAUAUUUCCAAUGAACAAAUAGCCCUUAUUACCACUUGUUACUAUCAGCAACUUGGAACAGGCCGAGCUCCCUUCACCGUUUAGUAUUAUUAAUGGAAAAUUUUCAUCACUGAAAAUGUAAAUGCUUAGGAUUUCCUAGUGGAUCUUCAGCUUUUGCGCAAUGCAUUCUGGGUACGAUCAAUGUACUUCAUUUUUUAACUUUUAGGUUGAUUAUUUUGGGCAAAUUGAAAUUUCGGUAUGUAGAUGAAUCAUAAAGGAAUGAUUGUGCCGAAAAUCUUCUUUCGAAGUCUUAAUACAAAGAAAAAAGUACUGUUUUCAAUUAGUCAUUGAUACAGAUAUAUUGAAAUUGGUUGCAAAAUGGAAAUAGUACCGAAGGAAGCACUGUGAAUUUGUUCUAAAAUUUUGGAAGAUGUUUUCAGCACAAACAAUUAUUGGUGAUUGUUUUCAGAAACGAUUUUUUUAGAAUAAUCCAUCAAUAGGUUUUUGAAAUAAAUUGAUCGUAAUCAUACCUGUUUACUACCAUUCACCUAGGCUAAUUGUCUCAUUUCCUAGAUUACUUGGUGAAAUGACCUUUCUCAACAUCAUUUAAAAAAACUAACGCCUACUCAUUCAAUGAUUGUGAUCCUGUUAUAGCACAAGUUGCAAUAAGAUGGGCCAAUUUUUUUCUUUCUGUGUUAAUCUUGCACUUAACAAAUCACCGUUUUUCCUAGAUAAUUUUUUAUCAGUAUUGUUGUUUAUUUUAAGUUUCAUGAUGAACUUAUCCUGUAAUUUAUUAUUGAUUCCACAUCACUUUUGCAUGGAUUUUUAUUUUUACACUGUAUUGUUUGUGAUUUCUUGCUUGUUUUUUGCUGUUUUUGUCUGAUAAAUCAGAUUUGUUGGUUAGGUUAAGAUAAUAUUCAGUUUCAGCAUAUGUUUGAAUAAUCGUUCAUAAAAGCUGCAUGCUUCUAGAAUACUUUGAGUAUUAGGAAAAAGUUUGAAUUUUAUAAUCAGGAGAUCUUUAGCAACUUUUUGACCUUUUUUUUCCUUUCUUGUUAUCAGAUAACAGGAAAGGAAAACAUCAAUGUUUAGCUACUGCGUAGUACUACAAACGCAGUGUGGAACAAGCAAUAUAGAAACAAUUCACUGUAAGUCAGAGAAAAUUAACUCAUUAGUCUAGACAUUCAACAUUGAAUUGGUUCCUCAUAAAUGUUUCAUGAUCAUUGCAUCGUUUUCGGAUCAAAAUACCUAGUUCAAUUUUUAUUUGUGUAUCAAACAAAAUGCAUUGUUUAAUCCUGCAUUAACAUAUUCUCAUAUGGCUUAGGAAAAAAUACUUUGAAAAUUUUGGCAUCUCAAACCAAUUAAAAUUAAAUUAUUUGCUUUCUCAACAAGAUGUUUAAGCCGCUAGAAAAAUUUAGAACUUUGAUAUUAUUGAAUGGAUCUUUUGAGUGAAGAGAAUAGAUAUGAGAGAAAAAGUGAGUUGAGUCCUUACAACUGUCCUUAUAAAAUCAAUGAAUUAAUGUAACUAAUAGUGGAAACAUACAUAUGCCAUUGCCUAUGAAAUAAUUGAGUGUGAGAAGCGGCCGAAUUUUGCGAUGAUCUUUCUUUGCUCCCCUCAUCUUACAGCAAAUCUAGCCUCACAGGCAAGUUAGGGAAGCCCUCUUCAAAAAACACAAUGAAGUUAUCUGCUUUACCCAGUAUGUUUAUUUACCGUUUCCUUGUCACUUAGUCAUAAGUGUCACCUAGGCUCCUUGUAACAGUAUUUCCGAGGUCAAUUCUAAAAUGGGUAACGACAGUUAAAUGAUUUGGCACAAACCUUUCAAUUAAUUUAACAAUAUUGUUUUUUGAUCGAUCUUGUAUUGUUAGCACACUGAAACUUGAAUGUGAUAUAUUAUUGUUAUAAAAAACUUAAGUUCAGAUCCUUAUUUGUGGGUACUUAGACUUACAAGUUCAGGAACUAUUUGAAUGAUCAAAUUUUAUGAGAUGUAGUGCCUUUUAAAGACUUCGCCGCCAAGUGGAUUUAAAAAAUAAAUUGAGCACGUAUUAGCUCAUUUUCAGCUUAUCAUUUGGGUAUAAGAUUUAGUUCCUAGAAUCCAUUGAGUGAGUCGAAACUUUUUCUUUUUCAAAUUAAGUAAUACAUGUUACAGUUAAGUAUUUACUCAUUCAUUGCCACAUCAGAAUAGUUCCUUUUUUUAAUGCUACUUUGUCAUCUCUAUUCUUUUCUUUUUCACUUACGCAUUCAACUUUUCUGACUUAACCUCCCUCAAUUUUGUUUGCUAUUGAUUUUACUCAACUGUAAUUACAUGUCAAAUCGUUGCUAUAGUGUCAUCACCAGACAGGAAUGCGAACCUGCACAGAAGGAGAGUCUAUGGUGUUCAGUCCAUCGCGUACAGCAAUCAACUUCUCUAUCCUUGCCUUGAACUUCAGAAAUUAAAUUUUUCUCCUGUUUCUGCUGGUUACUUUUCCUGAACACACUCUUCUCACAAAUGAGGCGGUGGGUGUAGAAAGAAUACACAGCUAAUUUGUAUGUUUGAGAGAAAACUUUCAGAGAGACUUUUCCGGAAAUUUUUGUUUUGAGUACUUCAAAAUUAUACCGAGUAGGUAUUCAGUAGAAUAUUCACCGAAGUACAUUUUACUUUGAUCAUACUGUAUUAAACGUCAGCAAAGAUUCUGAGAUAUCACAAUGAAGAAAAGCCCCUUCUACACCCAGCCCUUCAAUUUAUGGAUUAUUAAACUUUUGAUUAAACUCCAAAUUGUGAGCCUUUAGAAUCUCGAUUUCUCAAGGGAUCUAAGUAACAAUUAUUAAGUUCUUCAAUCAGGCAAGCAAGACAUUUUAGUGCUGGAAUUUUCUGAUGACAAUCCUUGUUAUUUCAUGACUAAACUUUUCAGCACACAAAUGGGAAUAAUCCUCUUAACCACUUUUUGAAAGAUAUCUCAGAUUGAGUUACGUGUUCUCCGAUAUUUUGUAAAAUCACCAGAUGUAAAUUUUCAAAUUGCUCAUCCUGAACAAGUUUAACAGUGGGAAAAAUCCUCUUUAGAUCGAUUGAAGUCAACUGUAGGUUCUUUUCCCAAUAAUGUUACACAAUAGAAAUUUCUUUUUUUGCCUCUAUUCACCGACAUGUUUGCAGUAGUCUUACUAGAUUGCCUGCGUGAAAAGCGGCAUUUCUAAACUUAUGUAGAUGGGUGAUGAUCUAAGGCUUAUUUUCUUGUAACAGUGUAGCUAUUAUUAAUAAUUGUUGUAUUUAUUGUAUUAGUAUUCAAAUAUUUAAGACUGAGACUGUUUCCUUUUUUUUCUUAUUGAAGAGAUUGUACUUAAACUUUUCCCUUCCUCUUCCUCCUGCCGGUAUAAAAAGAUUACCUUGUGAUUAUGAAUAAAGUUUUCUCUUCUUGUAUCA